Molecule: messenger RNA, 372 nt
Organism: Bipolaris victoriae FI3
Lineage: Eukaryota; Fungi; Ascomycota; Dothideomycetes; Pleosporales; Pleosporaceae
Exons: 1
Source: RefSeq, a predicted model, not a curated record
GACGUUUCCAUGGCAAAGGUGGACAUGAGUAGAGAAGGGGCAGAUGGUGAAGGGGCACUUAGUUCAAACGCAAUGACGAGUAGCCCAUCUGUUCCAUCUUCACACACACACACAUGGCAUCCCGCAAAGCUCCAGAACCCUGCGUCUCGGCGGCUCGGGCUAUAUACAGCACCACGCCCCUGUCUGAGCUUUGCUACACUCCACCAGAGGCGUCGUCAUGGCCACACGAAUAGACGAUCGGCUACGGACAGCACAGGGACGAUUUGCCCACGCGACAAGGCCUUGGUGGGCGGCGGCAUUGGACACGGCCUUCGUACCUACGCCUCUCCCAAGCCGCCGACGCUGCCGACACGCAAUGCAAAGGCCCGUUAG